AUGUUGAAAUUAUUGGGUUUUCCGAAACCUAGAAUGAUGGAGUUCCAGCUCUCCUUUCCUCGCCAACUUUCUAUACUAGGAGAAUUAAAACCAUCUGCAGGUUCUACCAAAAGCUUCAAACGAUUAGGGCGUGGUCCAUCUAGCGGUUUAGGUAAGACUUCUGGACGUGGUCAGAAGGGUCAAAAAGCUAGAGGAAAGGUUAAAUCGUGGUUCGAGGGGGGUCAAACACCCAUCUAUAAACUGUUUCCAAAAAUUGGCUUUACUAAUGUUCAUUCUCAAUCACUGAAUGAAUUGAACUUAGAGAGGAUACAAUGGUUCCAUGAUAUGGGGAGACUGAAAUUAAUGGAAGGAGAAGUAUUGACUAUGAAAAAAAUGAGAGACCUGGGAUUAGUUACUGGUACCAUAAAAGACGGAGUUAAGAUAUUAGGAAGAGGAAAUUACAAACUUCCUAUCAAGAUAGAAGCAACAAAGGCAUCAGAUGAGGCAGUCAAGAUUAUUGAAAGUCAAGGAGGUUCAUUUGUGGCCAAAUACUUCAACAAAUUAGGUUUGCGAGCACAUUUGUCUCCCCAAUGGUUUUUGGAAAAAAGGGGAAGAAUACCAUUACAAGCUAGACCAACGAAAAGGAAAGAUAUAGAAUAUUAUAGUAAUAAAGAUAAGAGAGGAUAUCUAGUUAUGGAAAACCAUGAUUUCCUCAAUAAAUUGCGUGAAGUAAGGGAAGGCGGGACAAACAUGAUAUCAAGAAAACAGGCUAAAAAGAGUGCCUUAGAAAUACAGUUGCAAAAACUAUCGAAAGAAAAUAACGCUACCUCCAGUCCAAUCUAA
This is a messenger RNA of Naumovozyma dairenensis CBS 421, 822 nucleotides long. RefSeq names its product mitochondrial 54S ribosomal protein uL15m (gene MRPL10). Gene Ontology annotation, cellular component: mitochondrial large ribosomal subunit. NCBI's taxonomy places the organism in Eukaryota, Fungi, Ascomycota, Saccharomycetes, Saccharomycetales, Saccharomycetaceae. Gene Ontology annotation, biological process: translation. The record is from RefSeq and is a predicted model, not a curated record. Gene Ontology annotation, molecular function: structural constituent of ribosome. Bases 1 to 822 code for a protein of 273 amino acids. The transcript has a single exon.